GCAUCGAUGUAUGUGUGAGAGAGCAGCACAGACCGAGAGAGGUGGACAAGUGUGUGUAAGCGGUGUGUGAGUGCGAACCACCGGGGGAUCCUGAGCCUGGAGGGGAGCCUUGUAAUGAGAGAGGGGGGCUCUUCUGCCCGUGGAUGUAUGCACCACCAGGACAGUGUUAUUCGCAGGCGAGCGUAUGUGUGUGCGUGUGAGAGACAAGUGAGUGUGGGCAUGCCAGCAGCAGCGGCAGUGCGCGUGUAUGUGUAACAGUGUCGUCGAUCAGCGUCGGGCUCUUCGCGUUUUGCAGCCGGCGGUGCUCAUCACACUUUGAGGACUGACUCAUCUAGACCCGGCUUUGGAAAGCAGGAGAACAGAGGAGGAGUGAGAGUGGAGGUAGUCGUGGGAAAGACGGAUGGAUGGGAAGACAGGGACUCAGUUUUAGGCUUUUGAAUGCUGUGGAUCCCUCUAGACCAUCUGAGGGUCUAGUCAUUUUUGGGACGCCAGUAGCCCCAGUUAUCUACCCCACCACCGCUGCCGCCACCACCACUUCCCUUUCAAAUUGGAAUUGCAGACACACAGCCAGACAGGUUUCCCGAAAACUGCCAAAGACCACCACAGAAGGAAAACGAAAUCUCCCCCACCCCUAAACUACAUCUGACUUCAAGGAACAUUUUCACUUCGCACCUGCUCAACGGACUAGGACGAGAAGGUUUCGUGACUCUUUGUGAUCUUUUUCCUCCUUGAUAUCAUUGUUCUUUUUUUUGUGGGAGGUGGGCAUAGUUGGGGGUUACAAGAUCCUAUUCCAGAGCUCUGAGGGGUGGGGGGUGGGGGGCUAGAGCGAUAAGAGGCUGGCAGACAAGACGGGACAGACGCAGGCAUGGCUCGCCUCAACUGGUGCCUGGCUGCCGUCAUCAGCUGGGGCAAGUUCCUCUUCGCCUGCUUCUUUCCUCUGCGGGGGGCCAAACGAAACAAGCCCGACGAGCUGGAGGGCGUCCACACGCACACCUUUAAGCUGAAGCCAUUCAAGAAGGCCAAGAGUUGUGAUAUAUGCAAGCAGGCCAUCACCAAGGAGGGCCUCAUUUGCAAAGCGUGCCGGUUGUCCUGCCACAAGAAAUGUGAAGUGAAGGUCACCACAUCAUGUCAAACAAAUACCAGCUAUGAGCCGCCUCCCACUCCUCAGCUGCCAUUAAAGCAUGUAGAUACACCGGGAUCUACGAGGUCCUGCAAGAGUGUGGAGAUAAGGCAAAAGCAGUCGCGGAGUCAGAGUGUGGUUCAGGCCAUGGAGGAGAGCUAUGAGGUUGACCUGGUCUACAUCACAGAGAGAAUCAUCUCUGUCUCUUUUCCCGCUGGGGCCGAGGAGCAAAGCUACAACACCAACCUCAAAGAGGUGGCGACGAUGCUGCGGUCAAAGCAUGGCGAGCACUAUCUGGUGCUCAACCUGAGCGAAGGACAGAGCGACUUAACAAAGUUAAACCAUAAGGUUCUUGAGUUUGGCUGGCCGGACCACCAUGCGCCAGCACUGGAUAAGAUCUGCAGCAUGUGCAAGGCCAUUGACAUGUGGCUCAAUGGAGACACACGCAAUGUGGUGGUACUGCACAAUAAGGGGAACCGAGGUCGAACGGGUGUUGUGGUGGCUGCUUACAUGCAUUACAGCAACAUAUCUGCAAGUGCUGACCAGGCACUGGACAGGUUUGCAAUGAGGCGCUUCUAUGAAGACAAAGCACUUCCUGUGGGUCAGCCAUCACAGAGGAGGUAUGUGCGAUACUUCAACGGCCUUCUGUCAGGACACAUAAAAAUCAACAACAAGCCUCUGUUCCUGCAUCACGUCAUCAUGCACGGCAUACCUAACUUUGAGUCCAAAGGAGGUUGCCGUCCUUUCCUGAAAAUCUACCAGGCAAUGCAACCAGUCUACACGUCAGGAAUAUACAAUGUGCAAGGGGACAGCAACACCAGUAUCUGUAUCACCAUUGAACCUGGACUGCUUCUUAAGGGAGACAUCCUGCUCAAGUGUUACCACAAGAGAUACAGAAGCCCAACCAGAGAUGUUGUGUUCAGGGUGCAGUUCCAUACUUGUGCCAUCCAUGAUCUUGGGGUGGUUUUUGGGAAGAGUGAGCUGGACGAGACCUUCAAAGAUGAGAGGUUUCCAGAGUACGGGAAGGUGGAGUUCGUGUUCUCAUACGGACCGGAGAAAAUCAAAGGCCUGAGUCACUUGGAGAAUGGGCCGAGUGUUUCAGUGGACUACAACACCCAGGACCCUCUGAUCCGCUGGGACUCAUAUGAGAGUUUCAGCCAUCGCUGUGAGGAAGCUGCAGAUGCUGACCACGAUGUUGUUCAUACCCAGGGCCCACUUGAUGGAAGUCUUUAUGCCCAAAUCCGGAAAAAAGACUCCCUGGAGGGAGUUGUCACAGUCAAUGGCCUCCCAGUCCGUGAAAACCCCUUGACUAACGAGAACCCAUUGCAGCACACCAACCAUCCCCUGCAAACUACUGACCACACCCUUCCUGUGGCAGGCCACACUUCCCUCCCUGCUGUCGACCAUACCCUGUCUGUGAGCAGUGACUCAGGCAAUUCUACCGCAUCGAUCAAGACUGAUCGCACAGAUGAGCAAAGCCAGUCUCUGCAGAGUGCUGUGAGCCACAACAAUCCAACAGCAACUCACCCACCACUCAGUCCGCAAGAAAAAAGAGAGCUCGACCAACUUCUGAGUGGCCUUGAGGCACCAACUAAGCGGCAAGCCUACCUGCCUACAUCUACCUGUCCAGGAGGAGGAGUACGACACUUAGUUCCUGCACAGGUGCAUGUCAACGGGAGCCACACCAGGUUAGUGGGCGCUCCUUCAACAGAGGAGCGUGAGACAGAUAUUCUCGACGACGAGCUGCCUAAUAGUCAAGAGGGCAACAGUGUGGACAGUUUGGGCACCAUCUCAUCCCUUGAGGGCCAAGCAACACCAGCUGACUUGUACUACCAAUCACAGACUCCUGUCAGUGGCCAGAACGACGAGCCAUACCUUGAUAGAAGCGAGAUGCCGGUGCAUGGAGUACGAACUCCUACAGCGAUGCAAGAGAGAUCCGUGGACUCACCAUCGCCACAGGGGGGUUACAACAAUUAUCAAAAUGGAGGAGGGAUGUAUCGUUCACAGUCCUUUGGGAACCCACCUGCCAGCAGCCCUGAGACCACCCCAAAACUUAUGCCCAGGGCCCCUGAGAGGAGCACCAGUAGCCGGGAUGCUGUACAACGAGGUCUCAGUGCCUGGCAUCAGCAUAGCCUACCAGAUGAUCCAUUUGGUCCUCCUCUUCAGUCAACUCAUAGCUUGCCCCACUUUCCCACCUCAGCUUCACAGCGUGACAUUGAGCAGUCAAUCGAGGCACUAAAUAUGCUGAUGCUUGACCUAGACCCAAUCAACUCUCACAUGUCUAAGUCCCACAGUGCGCCCCCUGGUGAGAACAGCCUCAAUUCAUCCCAGGUGCCAUUCUCCCAGACCCUGGCCAGGCCAUCAUACCAAGCAGACUCUGCUAUCCAUGGCUACAACAGCUCUGGAUCAAUUGGCGACGGCAUUCAUCAGCCCCAUCGCUCAUCUGGGAGAGUCAGCCAGAGCCCAGUUAUGGAGUCUCCAGUGCAUUCUCCCCAGAGGCCCAAUGCUGGCUACCAACACCAAAAUAUCACCCCAACACACACUCCUGAGCCCUACCUCCAUACUCGCCAUGCACCCCUUCAUUACACCACUGAUUCUAAUUUCAAUCAGCAGACCCCAGUGAAGCCCAUGAACUCCCACCCAAGCAGUGGCACAUCACACUCCCCAGAACUGCAGGGCUUGUCUCCGUAUCCAGGCUAUAGUGCCUCAUCUUCACCCCUUCCCACUGUAACUCCACAGCCCAAGGACACAUCUUCUUCAUCGUUGCCCAGAGAACAAGAUGCAGAGGAGGAGACGCUAAACUUGGAAGGCCUGGUAGCACACCGUAUUGCAGAGUACAACGCUCGUAUUCGGGGCAUCAGUGAAAGCAUGACACCACAACAAUCUGACCGCCAUCGCUCCUAUUCCUUCUCUGGAGUUCGUUCCAGAGGGAUGACCCCAGAAGUGACACAGGAGACGGGCAGGCGUCGGACCACGAGUGAGGGACAGUACCAGAGCGGCCAUGAUAGUACGUCAGCAGUGGAUUCACCAGACUUUUCCAACAAUCUUGCUCUCAACCCAGGAGGAAGACCCAGAGAGGGUCCAAUGCACAGCUACCGAGAGACGUUUCAGGACAAUGAAACAGACAGGUUUGCCAACAGUUCCACCUUUGGAGGUGGUGGAGCUCGCUCUCCUCCAGAUUUGAGCAAGACUCCUGUGUCACCGCUGGGAUUGAAGCCUCAUCAGCAGGGUGCAGCAGACUUUCAUUCUAAUACUGGAGAACAAGAUAAUCGAGGUUUUGGCGACUCCAGGGUACAACCUUUGAAUGCUCCUCUCUCCUCCAGCAGUCCCAUCCACAGCACUGAUGGAAGAAGAACUAGUUCUUCAGAUGCCGUCCCACACAGCCCCGCCUCUAUUCACCCCCACAGACCUGCUUCCCCAGACGGAUCUCAGGUCAACAUUAUGGGCGUCCACACAGUCCCCGGCAGCCCUAACACCCUCCACCGCACAGUGGCCACCAAUACUCCUCCGAGCCCUGCACUGCAGAGACGCCUGGGUCAAGCCAGCCCCUUGCUGGGCAGGCACCCACCUCCAUCUGGUGUUCCUUCAAGUCCUCUGAUUGGCCGAAACCCUAAAACAGCAGCUGCCGGUGUGCCACCUAGCCCUCUGAUGGGGCGCCGCACGGCAACGAGUGGACACAGUACGCCUGAUGAGCUGGGCGCUGCCUCUCGCCAGGGGGUCAUCCAUCAGCCUGCCACGCCUGCUUUCCCAGUCUCCCCACAGCUGCCAGAAAAGCGACACAUGUCCAGUGGAGAUGCAGACAGAAUGGAGAACAAGAACCUGAUGCCAAUACCGAUCAGUGUUAGCAGCACGCCUAACCUGUCUGGGACACACACUCUCCCAGACGUCUCCAAGUCUAUAUACGACGGUUAUCCUGACAUCAAGAUGAAUGUCAAGUUUGUCCAGGACACCUCCAAGUACUGGUACAAGCCAGACAUCUCCAGAGAGCAAGCCAUCAGUUUGCUGAAGGACAGGGAGCCUGGGGCUUUUGUCAUAAGGGACAGCCACUCUUUCAGAGGGGCCUAUGGUCUGGCCAUGAAGGUGGCCUGCCCACCACCAACUGUCCAGCAGAACAAAAAAGUUGGUGACAUGACUAACGAGCUAGUGCGGCACUUCCUGAUUGAGACGAACCCCAAAGGUGUCCGCCUGAAGGGCUGUCCCAAUGAACCCUAUUUUGGCUGUCUUUCUGCUUUGGUGUACCAACACUCAAUGACCCCACUGGCUUUGCCAUGCAAACUGAUGAUCCCCACCAAAGACCCAAAUGAAGAGGCACUAGAACUCACUACACCAACUGAUCCAGUUGUUGAACUUCUUAAGCAGGGAGCGGUCCAGAAGGUUCCUGAGGAAGCCCAUGCGUGCAAUGUUCUCUACAUCAACUCUGUGGACAUGGAAUCGCUCACUGGGCCUCAGGCAAUUGCCAAGGCAAUUAGUCAGACGCUGUCAACCAACCCUCUGCCCGCUGCCACCACCGUCCACUUUAAAGUGUCCACACAGGGCAUCACACUCACCGACAGUCAGAGAAAGCUUUUCUUUAGAAGACAUUAUCCAAUAAACACGGUAACCUACUGUGACAUUGAUCCC
Pundamilia nyererei is the source of this 5740-nucleotide messenger RNA. It is a transcript of the gene tns1a, whose product is annotated as tensin 1a. Gene Ontology annotation, cellular component: focal adhesion. Gene Ontology annotation, biological process: fibroblast migration. The transcript is spliced from 33 exons. The record is from RefSeq and is a predicted model, not a curated record. Lineage: Eukaryota; Metazoa; Chordata; Actinopteri; Cichliformes; Cichlidae. Gene Ontology annotation, molecular function: protein binding. The annotation marks the transcript as partial.